UGUACCAUGUAUACCUGCUGCUGGAUGGAUCUCUAACUGGGAUUAAAAACCAGGAUUAUUCCACCAAAUAUUGAUUUCUAAACUCCUAAAACUUUAUGAAUAUGAACUUGUUUUCUUGGUAUUAUUUAAGGUCUGAAAUUUCUGCAUUUUAAUAUUUUUGCAAUAUAAACUAGCUUUGUCAGUGCAUGAUUACAUACACCACAGGUGGUGGCUUUUAUGCUAUAUUCAUUUCGUAAUUAUAUUGUAUCGAACUGAAUGAAGAAAUAUAUUGUGAUUUAAAUCACAACAUAUCGUCCAGCUCUAUGUGAAAUGUAUUUUUUUGAGCUUCUUAAACGUCAUAGAGUUAAAAUUCAGUGGAAAACAAUGGAAUGAAUAUAUGUUUGGUAAUACAGAACACUUGAAGGAUCUUCUGCCUCUUGCUUUGUGGAUUGGUGUGUCUGUCAUCUGCCUCUUAUAUGUAUUUGGUGGAUUCAUGCAUGAAUCAAUUGUGUGAAACUGACCAAAGUGUGCCAAGUCCUGCUGGAAAAUGAAAUCCGUUGAUGGAACACAGUGGAUCAACACCAGCGGAUGACUUCUCUCCAAACCAUGACUGAUUGUGGAAACUUCACACAAGACCUCAAGCAGCUUGGACUGUGUGUCUGUGAUUUCAUUUUCCAGCAGUUUUUUUAUUGCCUGUAGGCCAUAAUCAUCAACAAUAAAAUAAAUAAAGGCUUAAAAUAGAUCAAUCUUUGUUUAAUAUGUCUAUAUAAUAUAAGAGUUUUACAUUUUGAACUGAAUCACUGAAGUAAAGUAACAGUUUUUAAUGAUAUUCUAAUCAUUUGAGAUGCACUAGUAAUAUUGCGAUAACACUAAAAGUAAGAUUAAUCGUUAACCCCUUCACCGUGAUAGGGAUUAUCUGCGGCUGAACUCUGGAUACAUAUCACUGUGCCAUAAUCUCAGGGAUAAUCAUUUCCACAAAAAAAAAUAUCAGAGAGAAAAUCAGGGAUUCAUCAUUCUCUCAGACUCAGGAUGCGGUCGUGUGUGGAUGCGCUCUUAGAGCCGAUUACGCUUAGAGCCAAAUCCCUAGACGGGACGUCUUAUAGGCUAAGCCUAAUGUGUGUUCACCAAUCAUCACCAGGCUGACCCAGCCCCCUGCCCCAGACUGACUCCACCUUCUCUUGCACGAUCGCUGACAUUAGCCUUGUCUGAGCUCCCAGCAUGCCUUGCGGCUGUUUUUUAAGCCUGGGCAGUGGCUGGAGGAUGAGGCUGGACACACUCACUCGGACACGCAGCAGAGAGGAUGCUGGAAAAGUGCAGCUACGUGUUGUACUGGACGGAGGAAUAGUCAAAGGGACAUGAUUUCUGGAUUGGAAGGAUUUAGAGAUUGGAUUUGAGAUUGGAUCUAGUUCAAAGGAUGGAGUCUGUUGGACAGGUUAUACAGACCUCUACAGGCCAUGAUGAUGCGGGCUGCUACUGAGGGUACAUCAUUUCAGUAAGGAGGACCAAUCGAAAGGAAAAGAAGCCCGUCAGCAUCCAGGGACCCGAACCAGAAGUACGACCAAAGUCAGGAGAGACUCGAGCCCUCGCAGUAUGCUCCAGGGGAGGGUGGCAUGCCGCGAUCGCCAUCAGACUACGGGGCUGGGGACCGGCAGAGGCGCGGGGGCUACGGUCCCUAUGAUGACGCAGAUUCGGCGCGGGGGGCUUACCGUGCCCGGCGUGGUGGGUGGCACUCCCAGGAGGAGUACCCACCCGAGCCGGGCUUCAUCCCAGACGGCCCUCUUCUGAGCGAGCACGAGCUGCAGAGGCAGCGGCAGGAGGAGUACCAGACCCGUUACCGUAGCGACCCCAACCUGGCCCGGUACCCGGUGAAACCGCAGCCGUACGAGGAGCAGAUGCGGAUGCACGCCGAAAUGUCUCGCUUCCGGCACGAGCGCCGACACAGCGACGUCUCGCUGGCCUACACGGAAAUGGAUGAUCGAUUGGGACUCCCUCUCAGGGGUCCGUACCCACCGGGCUCGGGUCACCCGCACCACAGGACCUCCAACCACAGCCCGCCGGCGGGGGGUGGACCCAUGGGGGCGGAGCCGCAGAUACUGAGGCGGGGUCAGCAGCACCUGGACCCGGGCUCGGCCGUACGCAAAAGCAAGCGGGAGAAGAUGGAGAGCAUGCUGCGGAACGACUCGCUCAGCUCGGACCAGUCCGAGUCGGUGCGGCCGCCGCCGCCCAAGCCGCACAAGAGCAAGCGUGGGGGCAAAAUGAGGCAGGUGUCGCUCAGCAGCUCCGAGGAGGAACUGGCAACCACGCCGGAGUACACCAGCUGUGAGGACGUGGAGAUCGAGAGCGAGUCGGUCAGCGAGAAAGGGGACAGUCAAAGGGAAAAAAGAAAAACUAUUGAGCAGGCACACAUCUUAUCAGAGGGCCAAAAGAAAAUGGUGCGCUUUUGGGGCCACUCUAUGGAAGAGGAUGCCGAGUGGUGUGAGCCGCAGGUUAAAGACUCGGGCGUUGACACGUGCAGUAGCACCACGCUAAACGAGGAGCAUAGCCAUAGUGAGAAGCACCCUGUCACAUGGCAGCCGUCCAAAGACGGAGAUCGGCUGAUUGGCCGAAUUCUGCUCAACAAGCGCAUGAAGGACGGGAGCGUGCCGCGGGACUCCGGAGCUCUCCUGGGUCUGAAGGUGGUUGGUGGGAAGAUGACAGAGUCGGGUAGACUUUGUGCGUUCAUCACCAAAGUAAGAAAAGGAAGUUUAGCAGACACUGUCGGACACCUCAGACCAGGUGAUCAGGUCUUGGAGUGGAACGGCAGGAAUUUACAAGGAGCCACAUUUAAAGAAGUUUACAAUAUCAUUUUAGAAUCAAAGCCAGAGCCUCAGGUGGAACUAGUCGUCUCCCGACCCAUUGGAGAUAUCCCCAGGAUACCAGACAGCGCACACACGCAACUGGAAUCAAGUUCCAGCUCAUUUGAGUCACAGAAAAUGGAGCGGCCGUCUAUAUCCGUCACAUCCCCCAUGAGCCCCGGCAUGCUGCGAGAUGCACCCCAGUACUUAUCCGGACAGCUCUCAAGCCAAAGCCUUAGUAGGAGAAUCGAGCCUUUUAACCCUAGGGUUCAGGUUAAACUCUGGUACGAUAAAGUGGGCCAUCAGCUCAUCGUCACCAUCCUGGGGGCCAAGGACCUGCCUUCUCGAGAAGACGGCCGGCCGAGAAAUCCCUACGUCAAAAUCUACUUCCUCCCCGACAGAAGUUUGAAUUAUUGUUCCUCCAGCGACAAAAGCAAGAGGAGAACAAAAACGGUAAAGAAAUCACUGGAGCCCAAAUGGAACCAGACUUUUAUGUACUCUCCCGUUCACCGGCGGGAGUUUCGGGAGCGCAUGCUCGAGAUCACGCUGUGGGACCAGGCUCGAGUCCGGGAGGAGGAGAGUGAGUUCUUGGGAGAGAUUCUGAUCGAGCUGGAGACGGCGCUAAUGGACGAUGAGCCUCACUGGUACAAACUACAGACGCACGACGUCUCUUCAGUGCCCCUGCCCAAGAGCUCCCCCUACCUGCAGAGAAGAGGACUGCACGGAGACUCCACACGCAGACUACAGACACAAGGCCCGGUUUCAUACAAUUCAGGAUCUCACAGGAUUAGCGACAGUGAGAUCUCUGAUUACGACUGUGAGGACGGCGUGGGGGUCGUGUUAGACUACCGUCAAAAUGGGCGGGACCUUCAAAGCUCCACCCUUUCUGUGCCAGAGCAGGUCUUAUCGUCCAAUCACUGCUCACGGUCGGCAGACAUUAACCGAGCGCGCUCACGGUCGCCCAGUGUUCCCCCUCCUCAGAGUCAUUUUCUCACCCUACCUCGAACCAGACACAGUCAGCCUGUUGAUCAUCAACAGAAGGAACUCAGCCGAGGUGGUGGGUACGUAUACCCCAUCAAUCGAGAGGAAGCGGUCAGGUUACUGCGCUCCACUAGGAUGUCCCGGGCCUAUUCUGAAGGAGCCUACAGUGACAUGGAGAGGAAUUACGGUGCUCUGGACAGACACGACUUUCACCACAGGUCCCGUUCAGCUGACCAGCGGCCCGCUAUGGAACGGCCCAUGUACACCCGCUCCCGCUCCACCGAGCGGCCCCCCGACGGUCCCCACAUGAGAUCGUCCAUGCCCACCCUGUCGUCCGGACACUCCGCGCCACCCUCCCCCGCCUUAUCGAGGGCGCACCCCCGCAGCGGAUCGGUCCAAACCAGUCCCACCAGCACACCCAUGAACAACAGGAGAGGACGGCAGCUCCCACAGCUGCCUGCCAAGGGGACGCUAGAGAGAAAAGAUGGACGGGAAGAAGUCGAGCCGUGUCCAGAAGACACGGAGUCGCCCGCUCGGACAAACUCAGUAGAGAGAGAGAAAGCAAGCCCACAGAAUGAAGAUGAAGGUGCCAUGGACGUGGAGGAGAGGGCGCGGCAGAUGAAGCUGAAGGUGGAUAAGUUUAAGCAGGGAGCGGCCUCCGACUCCCGACUGGAGCAGGACCAUCAUAUGAAGCGGAGGGACGGUCAUCGGGGGACGGACAACCUCUCGGCCAAGUCUUCAGACAGCGACGUGAGCGACGUGUCCGCUGUGUCGAGAAGCAGCAGUGCCUCUCGCUUCAGCAGCGCGAGCUACAUGUCCGUGCAGUCAGAAAGACCGCGGGGAAGCCGCAAGAUCAGCGACUUUACGUCCAAAAUGAAAAACAGGCAAAUGGGCGUGACGGGCGGCAGCAACAUGACCAAGAGCACCAGCAUCGGCGGAGACAUGUGCACCCUGGAGAAGACGGACGGCAGCCAAUCAGACACGGCCGUGAGCCUGGUGGGCACCGACAACAAGAAGAGGCGCUCCAGCAUCGGGGCCAAGAUGGCCGCCGUGGUGGGCAUGUCCCGCAAGAGCCGCAGCGCCUCGCAACUCAGCCAGACAGAAGCCGGAGGGAAGAAGUUGCGCAGUACGAUCCAGAGGAGCACAGAAACGGGUCUGGCCGUGGAGAUGAGGAACAGAAUGACCCGGCAGGCCAGUCGCGAGUCCACAGAUGGAAGCAUGAAUAGCUUUAGCUCAGAGGGAAACCUCAUCUUCCCUGGAGUGCGUCUGUCUUCAGACAGCCAGUUCAGUGAUUUCCUAGAUGGACUAGGCCCCGCCCAGCUGGUGGGCCGACAGACUUUAGCCACACCUCCUAUGGGGGACAUUCAGAUCGGAAUGGUGGAGAAGAAAGGAGCUCUGGAGGUGGAGGUUAUUCGAGCCAGAGGCCUCGUGGGGAAACCAGGAUCCAAGGCACUGCCAGCCCCCUACGUGAAGGUCUACCUUUUGGAGAAUGGAGCCUGCAUAGCCAAAAAGAAAACUAAAGUAGCACGCAAAACCUUGGACCCUCUUUACCAGCAGCAACUGUCAUUUGAGGAGAGUCCCGGAGGGAAAGUCUUACAGAUCAUCGUGUGGGGAGACUACGGGCGAAUGGACCAUAAAUCUUUUAUGGGAGCCGUUCAGAUACUUUUAGACGAGCUGGACUUGUCCAACAUGGUGAUUGGCUGGUUCAAGCUCUUUCCUCCUUCCUCGUUAGUGGACCCGACGUUGGCCCCCUUGACUAGAAGAGCUUCCCAGUCAUCUCUGGACAGCGGGUCUGGGCCGUUCGGUCGCUCGUAGCGGUGCGCUGAUUGGUAGCGUUGUUGUAGCAGCCAGUGGGCGGGAGAUUUUCCGAUUUUGCGACGGGUCGCGCCCCUCCCCCCGGUAAACACACUGCAUGCUUGGUGUUGUGUCUUCUGAGCCUGUUUCUUAGGGGUGAAAAUAAAAAGCGGUCCUGUGUUUGCUCGCCGAAUUAAAAAAGAGAAUACUACUAAUAAAUAAAACCUGAAACCUCGCACACGUCGUGCAUGAAGAGCGCCCCCUGCAGACUGGGAACAGGCAGACGAAGGAAGCUGGGAACGGACUCCUGUUUUUGUCCUAUUUGAAGCCAUUGGGUAUGGGUUUGAACUGGGAACCAGUCACUGAGUUCUACUGAAGCCCUGCUUUUUUUGAAACACAACGAGGAAAAAAAAAAAAUACGUUUGUUCGAAUCGUUCUGUUUUCCAUUUCUUCCGUUCUUAAUUUUUCUCGGUUGAUUGUUUGUUUUAAUGUCAAUGUAUUUGUAUAUGAAUGAGCUAACAGUGUUUCUUAUCAGAGCCUGGGUCACGCCAUGCCAACAGAUCCAGAGGUCCAGACUGAGAGAUUGCAUUACGGAGACUGUGCAGAGUACAAGCCCUAAUCAGUGGCCACAACCUUAAAUCACCUGCACAGAUAUGCACACAUCCUAGCUGAUCAUGAGACUGUUUGUAGAUUUUUAAAAAUGCAAUACAGAGGAGGCUUAUCGGCAUCUGUAAAGCGAAGGUCUGAUGUUUUUCUGUUUGUAAUUAUUUUUAUUUUAUUGUUUUUCUGCAAUCAGCCUGAAUGGUUUCAUCGUUUAAGGGGACUGUUUAUUUGUAUAUUUAUUUAUUUAUUUUAUUUUUGCAUGGACACAGGUUUAGCUGAACAUAAAUAAAUGAUUAUUUUCUUGAGAUUGCAACUUGCAAAAAAGAAAACCGAUGAAAAAAAAAAAAUAGACAAACGAAAACAGAUCAGCCAUUUUCGACAAUUUCUAUUAUUUUUAAAGAUUUAAAAUUUCACUAGUGCAUGGUUUUCAUGGAGAGUGAAUGCAAUGGCGUGAUUCUAAAAAAAAAAAAAAAGAAAAGAAAAUGAAAAACCCUGUUUUAUUAUCUUAUUAAAGACCCUUCUGUGGUCUGUACUGUAUUUUUACGGACAUAAAACCGAUAAAAAGUGAGGAACUUUAAAAAAAACUAUUUACAGAAAAUAAUCCUCAUGCGAUGAAGAGGUGAAGAGGUGGAGAAAAUAGAUCAAUUUACUAUUUAUUAAAAUAACGAGGCAGUACGCCUUAUGACGAAGAUGACGUGCAAAUUGUACACAUUUUCUUUUCUUUUCUUUUCUCUCCCUCGUCCCAGGGUAACUGUCGUACGUUUCAUCGCUGCUGUCGUCCAGAUUUCCCCCCGCCCCCUUUCCGAUAAUGUUACGAAGUUUCCGCAGGGCUGUUGAGUUCGUACAGUCUUGUGUGUUAUGUUAGUUUGUACCUCAUUUGGAUUUGAUUGAUUUAACACAAGCAUGUUGAAAAGGGUUUUUUCUGCAACAUGGCUUGGGCACACCGUGCAGUCACACAGCAUGAUAAAGUUUUGAUAAAGACUGAUGAUAUUUGGAAGAUUUAAAAAAAAUAAAUAAAAAUAGACUAAGAUUUUUUGCAGUUUCUUGUACAGUGCAUGUCAACUGUCUUUCUUUCGUCCCUGAGCCCUAAUCGAAUCGUACGAUACGUACGUGGGUGCGUGCAUACGGAAGAUUUGGCCGGUCUGUAGCGGACCUCCACCGUACAAUUUUGUUCGAUAAAACAUUCCACCCAAUGACGUCAUACCUUGUUGACAGUUCCUUAAAAAACUGAUCUUUAAGAAAAAUGAAAAUGCGAUUAAGGAAAUUUUGUAUCCUGGUGGAACUAGUUGAGAAGAAUUUUUAACCCCGCCCCCUUGCCCCGCCCAGUAUUCCAGUAUAUGGACGAAAAACUGAAUUCGCAAGAGGUUUCCUGCAUCUCACAGACAACGGCAGUAUUGUCCAGUUGCAGUUUUAGAGAAAUCACACUGUCUGCUGGGACUGAUGAGCUGGGCUGCAUGACUUGGAAAUUUGCCACACAAUAUGAGUUUGUAGAUUUUAGUUUUUCUCGCUUAGUUUUGAAGAAAGUAAAAGUUCAUUUACUAUAUUUUUGUUAGUUUAUUUACAAGCCAAGACCAAUUAAUUUUUUAUUUUCUAUUUUUAGUAAUUAUCAAAAACUUCUCAUAUCUGGGAAGUAGAGGACUCUUCUAGUUCAAAUGUCUGAAUGGAUCUAUACGGAGACAUUAUUCCUCUUCCAUGUAAAUUGAAUUAUAUUUUGAUGUUCAUUCAAUCUCUUUUUUUUUCUGAAACGAGCUAUAUAUAUAUAUAAAUAUAGUUUCCCUCUGAUUUCAAUUGUACAUAUUAGGUGUCAGAAGUCAUGGGAUUUGGAUAAAAGAAGAAAAUAAAUAAUCAUACCUCUAUAGAUAGGAUCUUGCGGAAUUGGGAUAAUGUCUCAUUUGAUGACAGAGACAUGUUAUAUACCCUUUUGAAUGCCUUCUCUUUUUUUUCUGGUGCAAUGUGUUCAUGCCAAGGCUAUGUCUUGGUCGAGUAUGGUUGAGUACAGAGAUUUAUGUAAGUUAUUUUUCAAAUUAAACAAUAAAAAAUGGAUACUACACUGAA
Molecule: messenger RNA, 8246 nt
Organism: Astyanax mexicanus (Mexican tetra)
Lineage: Eukaryota; Metazoa; Chordata; Actinopteri; Characiformes; Acestrorhamphidae
Gene: rims2a
Product: regulating synaptic membrane exocytosis 2a
Exons: 30
Coding region: 1590-5609 (1339 amino acids)
Biological process (GO): regulation of membrane potential; regulation of synaptic plasticity; intracellular protein transport
Cellular component (GO): presynaptic membrane; cytoskeleton of presynaptic active zone
Molecular function (GO): small GTPase binding; transmembrane transporter binding
Source: RefSeq, a predicted model, not a curated record